Messenger RNA from Effrenium voratum, 1009 nucleotides. The record is from the annotation of a GenBank genome assembly. Lineage: Eukaryota; Dinophyceae; Suessiales; Symbiodiniaceae.
AUGUGGGCGCGGGAGCUGCUGAAGGUGACGAGCCUCUGCUGGCAGGGCGCCUUUGCGCCUUUGACGAGCGAGGGGGAGCUGCUCGUGGACGGUAAGACCACCAUCCUGUACAAGCUGAAGUUGGGUGAGGUAGUCACAACGAUCCCAACAAUUGGCUUCAACGUCGAAACUGUGGAGUACAAGAACCUGUCCUUCACUGAUGUCCUGUUCAGAGUCAUCUUUAAUGGGGCAUCGCGGGCGAACACAAAGUCCAUGGGCGCUGUAGCACAUGUCGAGAUUGUACUGCUGGACAAGAAGGAGGCAGGGGACACCAGGAAGCUGCGGCCGUGGACCCGACAGUGGUUGGACGACACAGUUCUCGGCGGUGUAUUUGGUUCGUCGGUCUCGGACGCUCACGCGUUCAUCAACCACGAUAACACCGAAGACAUGAUCUUCGUCUCGCAGGAUCUCACAAAGUUUUUCGAUUGCAUCGACUACCAUCAGCUUUUGCAAUUGUUGGAGAGGAUGAAAAUGCCCACUGCCUUUCGCAAUGUGUACAUGGACUUCUACGCCAACGCUAGGAGGUUCCUGUGUUACAAGGGAGCAGUGACAGGAGAGGCGGACAUGUUGGCUCACAAUUUUCACUACGUCUUGAGUGACAAGCUGACAACCCUUGGCCUGAUUCACACCGUGGGGAGUCCUGGAGUCAUCGAGUUUGCCAAGGAUGUGGUCCACAAGGUUGGCGCUGAUAACCCCCACAUUGUGCAUGAGUGGAUCAACGACCACAUGCGGAGCAGUGAACUGCGGACUUUGUGGUCGGGAUGGUCAUUGGUGGAGCGUUACUUGCGUCAGCUCAGCAUGAAGGAUGAGAUGCGCGACGCCGUGCUGCUGGUCUUCGCAAACAAGCAGGACCUGCCAAAUGCGAUGACCGCAGCUGAGAUCACGGAGAAGCUUGGGCUUCACCAAUUGCGGCACCGCCAGUGGUUCAUUCAGUCAGCUUGCGCGACCACAGGUGACGGUCUGCACGAGG